Medicago truncatula (barrel medic) is the source of this 3979-nucleotide messenger RNA. Its product is annotated as AP3-complex subunit beta-A. The coding region runs from base 129 to 3509 and encodes 1126 amino acids. Gene Ontology annotation, cellular component: AP-3 adaptor complex; membrane coat. The record is from RefSeq and is a predicted model, not a curated record. The transcript is spliced from 11 exons. Gene Ontology annotation, biological process: intracellular protein transport; vesicle-mediated transport. Lineage: Eukaryota; Viridiplantae; Streptophyta; Magnoliopsida; Fabales; Fabaceae.
UCCAUGAAAUGAGUAUAUUUUUAACGGUUACUAAUCUUUCAUUAGGCGACAAAUUAGAACACUUUCCUUUCCAAUAGGUCUCAAAAGUUUGCUUCUUACUCGAUACGCAAAUCUCAGUCGGAGAAAAAAUGUUCCACCAAUUCGGAGCGACGGCGGAAUCACUGAGCAAAGCUUCAACGGCGGUGUUCCGAAUCGGUACCGACGCCGCCCUCUACGACGAUCCCGAAGACGUUAACAUCGCUCCUCUUCUCGAUAGCAGAUUCGAUUCCGAGAAAUGCGAAGCUCUCAAACGGUUACUCGCUCUCAUCGCUCAAGGAUUCGAUGUUUCCAAUUUCUUCCCUCAGGUUGUGAAAAACGUUGCGUCGCAGUCAUUGGAAGUGAAGAAGCUGGUUUACUUGUACCUUCUACAUUAUGCUGAAAAGCGUCCAAAUGAAGCAUUGCUGUCGAUCAAUUGUUUCCAGAAGGACCUGGGGGACACUAACCCAUUGGUUAGGGCAUGGGCACUCCGAGCCAUGGCGGGAAUCCGCCUUCAUGCAAUUGCACCUCUUGUCCUUGUUGCUGUGGGAAAAUGUGCUAGAGAUCCGUCUGUCUAUGUCAGAAAAUGUGCUGCUAAUGCUCUUCCUAAGCUUCACGAUUUACGGAUGGAUGAACAUGCAACUGCAAUUGAAGAGAUGGUUGGAUUAUUGUUAAACGAUCAUUCCCCAGGGGUUGUUGGAGCAGCUGCUUCUGCAUUCACUUCUGUUUGCCCAAACAAUUUUUCACUUAUUGGAAGAAAUUACAGAAAGUUGUGUGAGAUUCUCCCCGAUGUGGAAGAGUGGGGUCAAAUAAUGCUAAUUGGGAUUCUUUUACGGUAUGUGAUAGCGAGGCAUGGGCUUGUCAAAGAAUCCAUCAUGUUUUCUUCGUAUAAUAAAGAUCAUGGCAAUUUAGAUGAAGAUGAGCAUGAUGUUACCUUAAAAAAAGAUGCUGGGUAUGCCACUGAGAAGACUGUGUCGGAAUUAACACAUAUGAUCUUUCAGUGUUACAUUGAAGGGCCAGAUGAGUACUUAUCACGAUCAAGUUCUACUAUUAAGAUUGCUCCUAAAUUGGAUGAAUCGCUAUAUACAUCUUGCAGCAAUGAAGUUGUGAGGAUCCUACUGCAGUGUACAUCACCAUUGUUAUGGUCUCAUAACAGUGCAGUUGUACUUGCAGCUGCAGGUGUACACUGGAUAAUGGCGCCUAAGGAGGACGUUAAAAGAAUUGUUAAACCACUCUUGUUUGUUCUUCGAUCAUCGCCUGCCUCAAGAUACGUGGUGCUGUGCAAUAUCCAAGUGUUUGCUAAAGCUAUGCCCUCUCUAUUUGCUCCACAUUACGAAGACUUAUUCAUUUAUUCUGUAGAUUCCUAUCAAAUAAAAGCGCUUAAGCUGGAUAUACUUUCUAUUAUAGCUUCGGAUUCCUCGAUUUCAUUCAUUCUUAAAGAAUUUCAGGAUUAUAUAAGAGAUCCAGACAGGAGAUUUGCUGCCGACACAGUUGCUGCCAUUGGUCUAUGUGCCCAGAGACUUCCAAAAAUGGCAACUGCAUGCCUGGAAGGACUGUUGGCUCUGAUUAGGCAAGAAUUUUUGUGUGGUGAAAUCAGAUCACUGGAUGGAGAAGAGGGCGUACUAAUUCAGGCAAUUAUGUCCAUCAUAUCAAUUAUAAAGUUAGAACCGCCCAGUUAUGAGAAGGUUAUAAUUCAGUUGGUACGUAGUUUGGAUACAAUCAAGGUCCCUGCUGCCCGUGCAAUGAUUGUCUGGUUGUUGGGGGAGUAUUGUUCUUUGGGUGAGAUGAUUCCAAGGAUGUUGAGUACAGUACUUAAGUAUCUUGCUUGGUGUUUUACUUCAGAAGGAUUAGAAACUAAGCUUCAGAUUCUUAACACAAUCACAAAGGUCUCACUGUGCAUCAAGGGAGAAGAUAGUUGGACCUUGAGAAAAAUUUGGACGUAUGUAAUUGAACUGGCUGAGCGUGACCUGAACUAUGAUAUUCGUGAUCGUUCGCGUUUCUUGAAGAAACUUCUCUCAAGCAAUUUAGAGUCUCAAAAUGUGGAAGAGGAAAAUAGUGAAUCACGGAAGGACCAAUCUAGUGUACUUGCAGAAUGCAUAUUUGGUGGACAGACAAAAACUGUGACAGUUCCAUCUGAACCUAUCAAUGACAGGUUUUAUCUCCCUGGAUCUCUUUCACAGUUGGUAUUUCAUGCAGCUCCAGGAUAUGAGCCUCUCCCAAAACCCUGUAGCCUUCCAUACAUUGAUCAGUAUGAUGGAGCUGUUAACAGUGAUUCAGAGGAGGUGGAUGAUCCUGGUUCAUCUGGGUCUUCUGAUGAUGAAAAUGCUUCUGAUUAUAGCUCUGAACAGUCAAUAUCUGGUUCCAGCGAAGGCAGUGGCAGCAAUGAGACUGUAUCUGGCGAUGAAGGUGACAACAAUGAUGAUCCAUUGAUUCAGAUUUCAGAAACUAGCAAUGUUAAUGAAAACCAGAAUGGUGGGGAUCACUCUGGCUCUUCUGGUUUUAAUGACUUGAUGUCAACGAAGUCUCUCGAGUCUUGGUUGGAUGAGCCAUCCAAGUCAUCUAAAGGAAGUGAAACUGAACAAAGCCAAGUUCGAAAAUCUUCGGCAAGAAUAACCAUUGGAGAUAUUGGAAGCCGUGUUAAACCCAAAUGUUACACUCUCUUGGAUCCUGCAAAUGGAAAGGGUUUAAUGGUGAAUUACUCCUUUUCAUCUGAAACUUCAAGCAUAUCCUCCCAUCUUGUAUGUUUAGAAGUAUUAUUUGAAAAUUGUUCUUUGGAGCCGAUGUUCGAUAUAGUCUUACUAGACGAGGAUUCUAGCAAAAGUGCAGAUUCUACCGAUCAAAUAUCACAAGCAGCAGAAAAUACCUUGAAAUCUCAUGUUGAUAAACCAGCGCUAGUUUCCAUGGAGGCAAUCUCUUCUCUGGAGCCUAGUCAGAAAGCGAAACGGACUCUACUAGUUCGCUUCCAUCACCACCUUUUGCCUCUAAAAUUGGCUUUAUUUUGCAACGACAACAAAUUCCCUGUCAAAUUAAGGCCUGACAUUGGAUACUUUGUAAAACCACUUCCGAUUAAUAUUGAAGCUUUCAUAGAAAAGGAAUCUCACCUUCCAGGGAUGUUUGAAUACGUGAGGAGUUGCACAUUUAACGAUCACAUUCUAAAGCUGAACAAGGAAAGCAACUCUUUAACAGAGGAUACAUUUCUUGUCAUAUGUGAAAGCUUAGCAUUGAAGAUGCUGAGCAAUGCCAAUCUUUCUCUUGUAUCUGUGGAUUUGCCAGUAGCUUCCAACCUCGAUGAUGCGUCCGGUUUGUGUUUGCGUUUUAGCAGUGAGAUCUUGAGCAAUUCCAUGCCAUGCUUAAUUACAGUUACCAUUGAAGGUAAAUGCUCCGACCCAUUGAUUACUUCUGUAAAGGUCAACUGCGAAGAGACUGUGUUUGGCUUAAAUUUCUUAAAUAGGAUUGUCAAUUUCUUAGCUGAGCCGCCUGUUACCCACUCAUAAGUUUGGAUAGAAAAUGCACAAAAAGUAAUUAAUUUGUGGACAUGUACAUGGAAAACUUGAAGAGCAUGGGUGAUUGUUUUGAAUUUAUGUUUGGUGAGGUAUUGAAUUUCUGAUGUUACAUUUUCACUAGUAUUGGGAAUUUUGUUUGGGUUAAUCCUUGAUUUUCAUAGACUUGUAUGUCUAUUCAAUUUUAGCUUUAUUUUGUGGAUCUCUUAUUUUUAUCAAGUGUUACUGUUGUUUCUCGCGGAAAGGAACUCAACUGACGCGCUGCACUAUAUCAAGUUGCACCAUUUAUAUUUUGCCUGUAAGUUUUCUUUUAUGAUGGAGUGUAAGCAAAAUCCAAAAGUGAUUGUUGUAUUGUAUGAUUAAUAACGUUGCACUUAAAAUUUAUGGAGAGAGUUGUAUAUUCUGCAAUGUGUUGCAGGAUUUUAAAUUGAAUAUGAAUGAUAUUACUGAGUUAUCUUCCUUAA